AUGGGCUGGCAGCGCCCGCAUGACCCACGCCGGCGGGAGGGCGUGGGGAAGCAAGCCGGGCGCGCACGCUGCCGGGCUGUAUCGCCGCCCCGCCGCCGUUGGGACGGGAAGUGAGAAGCCCGGGCCCGCAGCGCCAGCGAGCCGGUGAGAGUGUCCCGUAGUCUCUUGCAUCCGGGCUGAAGCAUGGCGGUCGCUAAGGUGGCUUUAACCAAGAGAGCAGAUCCAGCUGAGCUUAGAACAAUAUUUUUGAAGUAUGCAAGCAUUGAAAAAAAUGGUGAAUUUUUCAUGUCUCCCAAUGACUUUGUCACUCGAUAUUUGAAUAUUUUUGGAGAAAGCCAGCCUAAUCCAAAGACUGUGGAACUUUUAAGUGGUGUGGUGGAUCAGACCAAAGAUGGAUUAAUAUCCUUUCAAGAAUUUGUGGCCUUUGAAUCUGUCCUGUGUGCCCCGGAUGCUUUGUUCAUGGUGGUCUUCCAGCUAUUUGACAAAGCUGGCAAAGGAGAAGUUACUUUUGAGGAUGUUAAGCAAGUUUUUGAACAGACCACAAUUCAUCAACGUAUUCCAUUUAACUGGGAUUCAGAGUUUGUGCAACUCCAUUUUGGAAAGGAAAGAAAAAGACACCUGACGUAUGCAGAGUUCACUCAGUUUUUACUGGAAAUACAACUGGAGCAUGCAAAGCAAGCCUUUGUUCAAAGGGACAGUGCCAAGACCGGAAAAGUCACAGCCAUUGACUUCCGAGACAUCAUGGUCACCAUCCGCCCUCAUGUCUUGACACCUUUUGUGGAAGAAUGUCUAGUAGCUGCUGCUGGAGGUACCACAUCCCAUCAAGUUAGCUUCUCUUAUUUUAAUGGAUUUAAUUCGCUCCUUAACAACAUGGAACUCAUUAGAAAGAUCUACAGCACUCUGGCCGGCAACAGGAAAGAUGUAGAGGUGACUAAGGAGGAGUUUGUUCUGGCAGCUCAGAAAUUUGGUCAGGUUACACCCAUGGAAGUUGACAUCUUGUUUCAGUUAGCAGAUUUAUAUGAGCCACGAGGACGUAUGACCUUAGCCGACAUUGAACGGAUCGCUCCUCUGGAAGAGGGAACUCUGCCCUUCAACUUGGCUGAGGCCCAGAGGCAGAAGAAGGCCUCAGUAGAUUCAUCUCGACCAGUUCUCCUACAAAUUGCUGAGUCAGCCUACAGGUUUGGUCUGGGUUCUGUUGCUGGAGCUGUCGGAGCCACUGCUGUGUAUCCUAUCGACCUCGUGAAAACUCGAAUGCAGAACCAACGGUCGACUGGCUCUUUUGUGGGAGAACUUAUGUAUAAAAAUAGCUUUGACUGUUUUAAGAAAGUGCUGCGCUAUGAAGGCUUCUUUGGACUGUAUAGAGGUCUGUUGCCACAGUUAUUGGGAGUCGCCCCAGAGAAGGCCAUAAAACUUACAGUGAAUGAUUUUGUGAGGGAUAAAUUUAUGCGCAAAGAUGGCUCAGUUCCCCUGGCCGCAGAGAUUCUUGCUGGAGGCUGUGCAGGAGGCUCCCAGGUGAUUUUUACAAAUCCUUUGGAAAUUGUCAAGAUCCGUCUGCAAGUGGCUGGAGAAAUCACCACCGGGCCCCGAGUCAGUGCUCUCUCUGUCCUAAGGGACCUAGGGUUCUUUGGGAUCUACAAGGGUGCCAAAGCAUGCUUUCUGCGGGACAUUCCUUUCUCGGCCAUCUACUUCCCAUGCUAUGCUCAUGUGAAGGCUUCCCUUGCAAGCGAAGAUGGACAGAUUAGCCCUGGAAGCCUGCUCUUAGCUGGCGCCAUAGCGGGUAUGCCUGCGGCAUCUUUAGUGACCCCUGCUGAUGUUAUCAAGACGCGAUUACAGGUGGCCGCCCGGGCUGGCCAGACCACUUACAGUGGAGUGAUAGACUGCUUUUGGAAGAUACUGCGGGAAGAGGGCCCAAAAGCUCUGUGGAAAGGAGCCGGCGCUCGUGUGUUUCGGUCCUCUCCCCAGUUUGGUGUAACUCUGCUGACCUACGAAUUGCUACAGCGAUGGUUCUAUAUUGACUUUGGAGGAGUGAAACCCAUGGGAUCAGAGCCAGUUCCUAAAUCCAGGAUCACACUGCCUGCUCCCAAUCCUGAUCACGUGGGUGGCUACAAACUGGCAGUUGCAACGUUUGCAGGGAUUGAAAACAAAUUUGGACUUUACCUACCUCUCUUCAAGCCGUCAGCAUCUACCUCACAAGCCCUCAGGGGAGGCCCAUAGGAGGACUAGCCCUGGGCUGUUGCUGUAGCUUUGUUGUUACUGCAGUAAAGGAGGCCCCUUCUCAGAUUGAAGCAACGCUUCAUUCCUUUCACGUCCAUCUCCUGUUUAAAUGCAAGUCGAUGCCUUUUAUAAGGUGAAAUCAUUUAUUUUUUGUGUGUUUUCUUAACUAGAUCAUUGGGAAAUUAUUUGUAAUUAGUCUUGGGGUCUCUGCUCACCAACCUGACAUUUGCUAGGAUUUGGUAAACACUAACCUGACUUGGGGGAAGGAAUAAAUCUGAAUAGAAAUUAGAACUGUUCUCCCUGGAUUAGGAUUAGAGUCCCACAAAGGCUACUGAAAGGCAAUCAUGGUGCUCAGAGCAAGUGUAUAUUUAACCUGGUAGGAAACUGGGUGCAUACUUAUAAAAGUAAAAAACACUGGAAGAAAUGAAAACAUUAUCAGAAAGAGCCAGCCUGGCUUCAGAUUUUAAACAUGCACUAAUUCUGUCUCUGGAUUAUAUUAUAAAGCUUUUAUGUGAAACAUGUUCUUUUGUAAUGAAAGCCACAUUGAAGAUGUUUAAUAAUCAUAUGCUGUUACUGGUACUAAGACUACUGGGGUAAAGUCUGUGUACUUUAGGGAAGUACUCUUGGCAUUUUACUCUAUAGACAGAGAAAUUAGGAGACACAGCACCUCUCCUGGUCAGGCUCAUUUUGGAUAACUGCACAUAUAAAUCACGUGUGCUGAUGACUUCCUGUGUCAAUCAACACUGUAGGAAAAAACUUAUACCCCCCAUUACUGGUACCUGCUCUCACCCCUGCUGACCUCUUGUAUUUGGCAUCCAUUUGCCUUUAAAAUCCAUUUUAUCUUGAAUCAUGUAAGGCAGAUACAUUGUAAUAAGUUUUUACUUAAUUUGUGGUGCCUUGCACAGUGGUCAGAAGGCUCAAGUGUUUGUGAAAAAGGAAAUAAACUAUUUUUAAAGCGA
Phacochoerus africanus (Common warthog) is the source of this 3173-nucleotide messenger RNA. It is a transcript of the gene SLC25A13, whose product is annotated as solute carrier family 25 member 13. Gene Ontology annotation, biological process: L-glutamate transmembrane transport; aspartate transmembrane transport; malate-aspartate shuttle. The transcript is spliced from 18 exons. The coding region runs from base 184 to 2214 and encodes 676 amino acids. NCBI's taxonomy places the organism in Eukaryota, Metazoa, Chordata, Mammalia, Artiodactyla, Suidae. The record is from RefSeq and is a predicted model, not a curated record. Gene Ontology annotation, molecular function: calcium ion binding; L-aspartate transmembrane transporter activity; L-glutamate transmembrane transporter activity.